Rubroshorea leprosula is the source of this 3655-nucleotide messenger RNA. The record is from the annotation of a GenBank genome assembly. Lineage: Eukaryota; Viridiplantae; Streptophyta; Magnoliopsida; Malvales; Dipterocarpaceae.
ACAAUAACAACAUCUUUACUAGCUUUCUUGCUAUGCCUUCUCUCUUGAAUUCAUGUCUGAUACAGCAAACCAAACUCCUAAUCCUCAAGAGGCCGAUCUCUUAAUUCGCUCCGUCAAACGUAUUAAAGGGGAUGGUAACCCCCCUAUUGCUGAGGAAUAUCAACUAUAUGAAGCCCCACCAAAGCAAUUAUCAUACAUAGACAUGGUCUCUUGUCUGGAACCUGCUGCAAUCCUCUGUGAUAGCUCAAAUAGAGAGGAAAUUCUGGACAAAGAUUCAGAUCAUGAAGAUGAUGGGAUCAAAGCUCAGUGGAAACCGAGAGGCAAAAUGGAUUGCAUUGAUUUGGGUUUGGACUUCUUUCUUAUUCGUUUCCAUGAGAAGGAAGAUCUGAACCGUGUUCUUCAUGGAGGACCUUGGUUUGUCGGUCCCCACUUUCUCACAAUUAGAAAGUGGGAGCCUUCAUUUGAUCCAGCAAAAGCCACCUUCACGAUCACAGCUAUAUGGGCUAGACUUCCGCGCCUUCCUAUUGAAUACUAUGAUGUACAAAUCCUUGAGCGUAUUGGCAAUAUGUUGGUCGAUCUUGAUGAACCUUUGGUACCUUUUGUAUGUAUUGGCAAACAUGUCCAAAAGGUUCUUUAUGAGGGACCUGCUGCUUUAUGCUACUCUUGUGGGUGUGUGGGAUAUAAAGAGGAUAAUUGCCCUCUCAAAGUCCCACAACCUAUGGCUAUUUCUAAUGAACAAAAUAUUGAAGCUCAAACUUCACAAGCUUCAGUUGAUGGAAACUGUAAUGAGCCACCUGAGAACCAAGGGUUUGGACCAUGGAUGCUGGUGGAAAGGCGAAAGAACAAGAAAAAGGUAAACAGUAAUCACUUGAGUCACUCAGCGAGUCGACUCACUGGGACAAGAAAUGGGUCACAAGUACCAAACUCAAAAGGGAACGUUAUUUUUAACAUUGCUAUUAAUGUGGUGACUGUUAACUCCAACGGUUCAAAUGCAGCCAUUCAACCUUCUAACUCAAUUUCUAAAGCUCAUAAUUCGAGCUCUUCUCCUUUGGCCCAAGAUGGGGAUGUCAACAACACACCAGCCCAUCGAUUUCAUUGUCACCAUUUGUGGCACGUGGAAAGGCUUCCUCUUUUAAAAAAUCUGGUUCCCAAUAGAAAAUCUCACAAAAUGUCCAGAAUCAUCCUCUCACGAAAUCAACCCCCUCCACUAGAACUUCGGAUCAUGGAUGCAAUCACCUUCACCAAGCUAAGUCACUUGUGGGAUGUACUGCUAAUCAACAGGAACAAUCAAGCAAUCCCAAUAGAGAAGGCGUUGUCAUUAGUUCUCAACAAGAAUCUGAAGUCGAUUAAGGGAUGGACAUUGGAAACGAUCCAGAACUGCUGGCUGAAUCCCAUUCUUACAAUGAAAGGAGUAGAUCCCACUCAUUUUCUUCCCCCACCAAUGGAAGGGAUUCCUUUACCUUUGGAACACCUAUCUCUAGACUCAUGCAUCCUUCAGAAGGCUGUUUGGUCAUCACUAGCAGAGAUAGUGAGAUGGGACGAUUGGUCAGAGCUGAUAGCUCCCAAGCGAUUCAUGUUGCUAGUCAAUAUGGUGGUUCUGAGUAAGGAAGGUCAGCCGAAGUGGCUCCAGGAUCUUGCCAGGGCGGCUAAUCAAGAGUUUAAGCGGAAUGCGAUGGAUAUCAUUAAUCAGCAUAAUCCAGUCGACUCAGAUGGCUUUGCUGGGGGUAUUUGGCUAAUGUGGGAUGACACGAAGUACACUAUAGACAUUCUUAAUGUAGGACCACAAGCCAUCCAUGCCAAUGUCCUGAACAUCAAUCAAGAGAAAUCUAAAAUCCUUUUCUCUGCAAAUGUUAAUCUUGAUAUCAGGCUUGCUAUAUGUCAUACUCUUGGUUAUAUGGAAACUCCCUCUUUGGGAAAAUAUCUUGGCUUCCCUAUUACCUCUAGGAGGAUCGAAAAAUCUGACUGUAAUUUUAUUGUUGACAAGGUCAGAUCUAAACUUGCGAGGUGGAAAGCAAAUAUGCUCUCACUUGUUGGAAGAGUUACUUUCGUCACAUCUGUCCUCUCUUCAAUUCCUAAUUACUAUAUGCAGGGUAUGUUUUUUCCUGCAUCUAUUCAUAAGGAGCUUGAUACCAUCUCUCGAAAUUUCAUUUGGGGUUCUACUUCAACCAAGAGGAAAGCCAAUCUUAUUUCCUGGGAUAGGAUUACUCAACCUAGGAAAGCUGGGGGCAUUGGCAUUAGAGCUAGCAGUGAAGUAAACCAAGCUGCCAUGGCCAAACUUCACUGGAGGAUGAUUACUGAAGUUCAAAAACCUUGGGCCAAAGCAUUCAUAUCCAAAUAUAAGAUUGACCCUCCCUACCAUAAUUUUUCUCAAUCAUCCUCCCCCAUUUGCAAAGACAUCUCUAAAGGGAAAGAUAUUGUUGAAAAAGGCAUCAGCUGGGUUCCACGUGAUGGCUCCAAAAUCAAUUUCUGGCAGGAUAGAUGGAUUCUAAAGGAAUCUCUUUGUUCUGUUUUUUAUGGCCCUUUUAGACCACAUGAUUUGGACAUUAAUGUGAAGGAUCUUCUUUUUCCUGAUGGUAAAUGGAAUUUUGAUGCUGUUGCUUAUCCUUUACCUCAGGACAUCAUCCAAAAAAUUGUGGCCAUUGCUUUUCAGAGGCAUAGUGCUGAGCAAGACUCCUUUAGGUGGAAUUCUUUGGCCAAUGGCAAAUUUUCCAUGAAAUCUACAUACUUUAUGGCAAAAAAUAUUCAGUGGACGCAGAUGGAGGAUUGGUCUUGGAUCUGGAAUGUUUGUACCAUUCCCAAAAUUAAAUACUUUCUAUGGCUUGUUAUGCAUGGUAGAAUCCUCACCUUUGAUACUCUUGCUCAAUGGGGUGUGGUUUCUGAUAAUAGGUGCCCUAGAUGUAGAAAUGGUCCUGAAACUCUUACUCAUAUUUUUAGAGAAUGCCAGCAUGCUGCCAUUUUUUGGAACUCUAUUAUUCCUCAAUCCAUUUCAACAUACAAUCAAAAUCUUGAUUUCAAGAGCUGGAUUAAGGAAUUCAUUAGACUUCAACCUGCUCUUACUACCUUUCAACCUAAAACCAUUGUUUUUGUGGGCUGGUCACCUCCCUCUCCAGGUUUUGCUAAAUUAAAUACAUAUGGCUUUGCCCUUACUAAUCCUGGUAUAGCUGGGGCAGGAGGCUCGCUAUGUGACCAUCUUGGCAGAUGGAUGGUUGGCUUCUCACGAAGCAUUGGAUGGACUACAAGUAUUGCUGCAGAAUUAUGGGCCAUUAGAGAUGGCUUGGAAAUUGCUGCUGGGAAAGGAAUCUCUAAACUUAUUGUGGAAACUGACUCAAAAGUUGUUGUUUUACUUAUUGACUCUACUUAUACUACUUUGCACUCACUUGGAACUCUUAUUUCUUAUUGUAGAUUGCUUCUACGCCUCUUUACGGAUGCUAGGAUCUCCCAUAUAUAUAGGGAAGCUAAUGCGGCUACUGAUUUUCUUGCUAAACUUGGAUCUACUAAUGCUAAUGAUUUUGUCUGGUAUGAGGAAAGUCCGCCUGGGCUUUCUUCCAUUUUGUAUCAUGACUUAAUUGGGACUUCCUUCCCGAGAACGAUUGUAGCCAGCUAAUUAUCAAUAUAUCUCCUUUUUCUACCAAAAAAAUAAAAAUAAAAACAUCUU